Molecule: messenger RNA, 951 nt
Organism: Eimeria acervulina
Lineage: Eukaryota; Apicomplexa; Conoidasida; Eucoccidiorida; Eimeriidae
Exons: 1
Coding region: 1-951 (316 amino acids)
Source: RefSeq, a predicted model, not a curated record
AUGCACCGCUACUAUUCGUUGAAGGGGAGGGUGGGCCUCCUUGUUUCUUUGCUGCUGCUGUGUGCGGCAGCAGCAGCAGCUGCUGCUGCAGUCACAGAGACCACCAAAGUUAACGAGCCAGAGCCUGCAGACGGAGCUGCUGUCACUGUGGCCGCUGAUUCAGAUAUUUCCGCUGGAGAGAAGAGGACCCCUCCGCGCAAGAGGCAGACUCGUUCUAAGGCUUCGAAGGCAGUAGAUACUUCUUCUUUGACGUCUGCUAUCAGCGACACACCAACAGAUGCAGCAGCACCAACAGCAGAAGUAGAAGUAGCCGAAACAGCAGAAGCAGGAGAUUCUUCUCUUCCUUUGCCUCCCGAGAUCCCAGAUGAAGAUCAAGACGAGCUAGGCUCAGACAGGCUUUCAUUAGAUGGGGGAAGGCUCCAGCUGCGUUUGCCUGAUGGCACACCUGUAGGGAGUUUAGAAAUACCUGUUCUUGACCGUCAUCGCCGCAAGCUAACAGGGUUAAAGACGCUUACAACAGGUUUGGUGCUGUUCUUAAUUCUUCUUGUUACGAGGCAGUCAGGGCCCCUUACGCUGGCCGAGCAGACAGCUAUGACGAUGGCUUUUGUAGGGCUUGUGAGGUUUCUGCAAUCGCUGUUCAGCGAGCAAGGAGAGUUUCAAUUUAAGGUGUCUGUACAGCCCGGAGAUCUCAAAGACGAGCUCGUGGGGGAGGUAGAGUAUGGAGGCCUAGCAGAUGCAAAGCGCUCUCUGCAACAGCGUCUACAGAAAUGGAUGCAGACAUUAUAUAUUGCUGUUCCGACAUUCUUCCUUGUUUCAGGGUUCUUUAUGACUCUCGGCUUUCAUCUUGCUACUGGUUUAAUGCUAGGGCUUAUAUUCUUCAUUUUAGGGGGUCUAGCUUCCCUCAUUGGCGGCGCAGGAGGUGCAUUUGCAGACCUUAUACGCAGCUUCUAA